AGCGACACUUGCCCGACAAGUCGACCUCGAGCAUGGUGAAGCUGCGCGGCUACGACUUCUACCGCGCCAUCGGCUCCCCGAAGCGCAUCGUGGCGCCCAUGGUGGACCAGUCGGAGCUGGCGUUCCGCAUGCUGUGCCGCAAGCUCGGCGCCGACUGCUGCUACACGCCCAUGCUGCACAGCCGCCUGUUCGCCGAGAGCGCCGAGUACCGCGAGAAGAUGUUCGAGCGCCACAUCCAGGACCGGCCGCUGGUCGUGCAGUUCUGCGGCAACGACCCCAAGACGGUGCUGGCGGCCGCCAAGAUGGUGGAGGGCCACUGCGACGCCGUGGACCUCAACCUCGGCUGCCCGCAGGGCAUCGCCCGCAAGGGCAACUACGGCUCCUUCCUCAUGCACGACAAGGACACGGUCCAGGCCAUCGUCGAGACGCUGAGCGCCAACCUCAACGUGCCCGUGACGGUCAAGAUCCGCGUCUUCCCGGACGACAACGAGACGCUCGAGUUCGCCGACAUGCUGCAGAAGGCCGGCUGCGAUCUGCUCACGGUGCACGGCCGCACCAAGGAGAUGAACAAGACGGCGGUGCGGGAGGUGGACUGGGACAUCAUCCGCCGCAUCAAGGAGCGGCUGACGAUCCCUGUGAUCGCCAACGGAGGCAUCGAAACACACGAGGACAUCGCGCGCUGCAUGGAGGCCACGGGCUGUGACGGCGUCAUGAGCUCCGAAGGGCUGCUGGAGAACCCAGCGCUCUUCGCCGACACAAACAACAAACCUGGCGAGGACACGUCCUUCCUGGCACUGGCCAGGCAGUACCUUGAGUGCGCGACGCUGUACCCGCCUGCGAGCGACAAGAUCGUCCGUGCGCACCUCUUCAAGAUCCUGUUCCAGGACCUGCGCGUGCACUCAGAUCUGCGCGAUGCGCUGGCCAACGCCAAGUCUCAAGACGAGAUGGUCGACAUUGUUGAGGAGCUGGCCGUGCGACUGAAAGAAGCAGAGAGCGGCAACGCGGGACCGGAGACAAAGAAGGUGGAGUACGCUGCCGAGACGAGCUGGUACCGCCGCCACCGACAGGGGCAGGAGAAACUUCGCCGCCGUGACUCGUACGAGAAGUGCCUCGACACAGGUUUCGGCAGUCUGUUCGCGUAAGCAGCGCUGGUUGAGACUCCGUGCUGCACAGAGCUCACUUUGCUUACAAAUAGAGUCUAUUUGAUCCUU
Phytophthora sojae is the source of this 1211-nucleotide messenger RNA. RefSeq lists its product as hypothetical. Bases 33 to 1142 code for a protein of 369 amino acids. NCBI's taxonomy places the organism in Eukaryota, Oomycota, Peronosporomycetes, Peronosporales, Peronosporaceae. Gene Ontology annotation, molecular function: flavin adenine dinucleotide binding; tRNA dihydrouridine synthase activity. Gene Ontology annotation, biological process: tRNA processing. The transcript is spliced from 2 exons. The record is from RefSeq and is a predicted model, not a curated record.